Plenodomus lingam JN3 is the source of this 162-nucleotide messenger RNA. NCBI's taxonomy places the organism in Eukaryota, Fungi, Ascomycota, Dothideomycetes, Pleosporales, Leptosphaeriaceae. The record is from RefSeq and is a predicted model, not a curated record.
AUGCUACCCAGCCCCUUGCACACAAAACAUCUUCCCCCCCAAACCAUCACAUCACCCAAACAUCGCACCGUCACAUCCCCUCAACCAAGGACAUCCAAACCCGCGCGAAAACGUUACCAUCUUUCGCCACCAGACACACGCCGAUUCCAAAGCCGGUGUUGA